AACCUCUUCCUCCCUUCUCCUCGCUCACUCGACACCCCCUCAUCGUUGGCUCAUUUGCAACUCUGCCACAAUCAACCGAUGCCACUGCCGCAGGCUCUCUCUCUCUCUCCCGCCUCGUUCUUCCGUUUCUGCAUGAGCUCAUCGAGUUUACAGUAUCUUGUCCUUUAUUGCUCCAACGCCCCCUGGCGCGCCCCUGCGAGCCACCAGCUUCUCUUAAGACAAGAUCGCGGAUAGUCAGUCGCAUAUCCCGCUUUCGCGGCCCCAGUCCCCUUCUCGCCCGUCCCACUGUCUCCAUCUUGGCCAUCCUUCUCUACGAACAACAUCCACGACUCCGCCUGGUCGCCAGACACCGCAAUCAAAUACAUAUCUUUCAACAGAGCCGCCCUCAUCUCCCGAGCAACUGUAUCUGCCUCCCCCUGUUGCACUGUCUAGCCGUCCGUUGCGCUGUACCAAUAGCCUACAGAGACAGCGCCCCUGAAUACGCUGGUCAAAAGGCACGGCCAACCCAACCUUUCAACCUGCUGAAUCGCCGUUCUCCUGGGAGCACGUAUUUUUGCGGCUUCUCCCUAUCCUGCCAUCGACCACACCUCUCUUCGCGGGAGCAGCCAUUUCAUCUGAAAUCGCGUUGCCUUUACCAGACGGCCUCGUGACUCUUGGAACUAAGGCUUCGUGGCAGACUCUGUCUCGCAGCCUGAUCGCGCUCCAGCCUCCACCCCCGCCUUCGCCCCCUCCAGCCUGUCGCUUCCAGCUUGGUCAUCGCAUGCCAGAACAUGAAAGAGUCUGGCGCCUUUUGACUUUUGGGAGCAAAUCGAUCUCAGCUUUGGCGCCUCGUCGUCUGACCAGCACCAAGAAAGGCCAACUCUUUCGAUAGGCCUUGAACCGAACCCUUCCAACCCGGCUUACGUCCGUCCUGUCGUCGCCAUGGCUUCGACUUACGCCGUGCCCCCUGCCUCGCUCCACGAUGGACAAGCGGGCGAACCCCACAAUCCCUCGCCGCCAAACGGCAAUCAGCGACUGCCUGUCACCUCCUUUGGCCCGAACCAUCUCUCGCCCUCGUCGCAGUUCCAGAGUAGCUCGGUUUCGCCCUCCUUUGGCGAAACACCAGCAGAGUCUAUCUCCAACUUCAGUCAGUACCAGCCGAGCGAUUACAGUGACAUCGACGAUGGGCUCGACCCUUUCUUUGGCGUCAGCUUUAGCACGACGGAGCCUGGCACGCCCUCCUUCCUGGACCCUGCAAACCGUACCGAUAGCUUCGGCCAGUCCACCGUCUCGCAAGCUUUUAACGGCUCCCAAGUGCGUAGCAGAAAGCUGGACGCCAACGCCUAUCCGUUGACCCCUGACCAAGCCUCGCUUCACACCACUUCGCCGGGUCGCGACAGGAGAACGGCUGCCAAGUCUGUACCUGACGGAAUGCCUACUUCCGUUUCGCCUCAGGAACUCCAGAAGCCUUUCCAGCCGCAUCCCAUCUCCACCUUCGCCGUACAAUCCGCUCCCCAGCUGACACCAAACACCAGCGGGAGCGGCCGUUCGAGCGAAGACAAUGCUGUGCCAUCUCCCGCAAUGGUGGCCGCCCAGAGCCCGCGUGUGACUGUGUCCAUGUGGGGCAGGGAUGCCGCAGAGCCCGUACAGUCGAUCGAGCGCACCUUCACGCCUGACGACGAGAACUCAUCUCCGGCAUACGGUGACAUCAGCUCCGCGGGUGACUUGAUUUCUUCUCAGGAACCAGCUGUCGCCAUGCCAUCACCGCGACGCUCGUCGUUCGCCCGGCAAGGUCUAGACCCGGGUAACAGGCCGGCUAACGAGAUAGCCAGUGUGAACGAAAUGGUGACUCGCCGUGAGAUCGAGGAGAAGAACCAGGAAGUUGAUCAGUGGCUGUCUCGCAGCUUGCACGGUGCCCCCGUCGCAGUGCCGCCGCACCAAGAUACAAACCUGCACACCAGCCCUGAGGCGAUGGCUGAUGACGAGCACAUCCGUCUCGGCGACCGAACCGAGAAUCGCUACCAACCUGGUCAGACUUAUUUCACUGCCCGCGGUGGCGAGAUGACGGCGACUGAUUUACACAUUAUGCGCUCCAACCGUGUGUGGGGUGAUUCGCCAAUGGUACACCCGAUCAGUGGACCAGAUGCAGAGAGAUAUCAGCCCGAGUCUUCGCAAGCAGCGAUUGCUCGAUUCAGACAAAUGUGCGACAACGAAUCCAUCGUCUCCAAGGCGGCCACAUGGGGCACGCGUAGACGUAGCCUACCCAGUGUCAUCGACAUGGACAUGGAAAACGUCACCAGUGGAAACCUGUUGAAGAAGCUGUCCAUCAGUCGAGGCGAGGGAGGGCGCCGGCCAAGCAUCCUCAAGGAUUUGCGUGGUCUUGUCCGCAGGCCGAGUGCCCACCGACUAAAGCGGUCCAUCAGCACUCAUGGAGAGGAGAAUGUCAAGUCGGAACCCCCGCCCCCCGAGAAACGCGAGAGCCUGCCUCACCUUCUGCCUACUGCUCGCACAGGCAGUUGGAGCAAACCGAAGACACAGACGCCUAGUAUCAACACGGCGCUCGUUUCAAUGGGCAACAGAGUGGCUUCGAUCGGAACCACUCAUGCCCGCAACAGCUCGAUCGGCGGCACAACAGUCACAUCACCCAAAAGCCCCUUGAGCCCAUUUGCCAGCCUUCAGGUUAAGAACACCCUUCGAAGGCCCAGAAGCAAGUCGGACCUGCCAAAAAGCAGCGGGGCUGAAACGCACUCGAGCCUCGUUGGCAUGUGGAGGAAGACUGGCGGCCCUCCCGUUGCCGUCCUCGCGAAAGGAAACUCAACAAAUGUUGAUCUAGACGACGAGGACGACGAAGAGGAUGAACUCUACGAGGAUGGUGACUUGAACGCCGAGUCCAGCAAGCUGAUUGAAGGCGUUUCUCCGAACUUCGCGGGUUUCCAGCAGCAUGUGCUCCGCCUGAACCCGGACUUGGCGACCACCAACAACUACUUGGUUGACCGCAUCGCCCACCAGCAGGUUGUUCGAUACAAGAGUCUUCUCAACGCCAAGGUGAAGCACCUCGGACUUGGCCAAGCGUGCUCUUGCGGGACCUUCUGUUCGGCGCGAGGCGGCCGUCCCGUGCUGCUCGACCACAGAGGAGACGUGCGAGACCUCGACCCACUGUCCACCGGGUUUGAUUCCGGUGACGGCGAUUCGACUCCCGUCGAGGGUGCCAUUACUAAAGAGAGCUUCCCUCGAGACAUACCGAUGCCGCCUACACAGUCCCUCCCGGCCGAAUUCGAGUGCCAGCUUUGCUUCACCUUGAAGAAACCCAAAAAGCCUUCGGACUGGACAAAGCAUGUCCACGAAGAUGUGCAACCUUUCACCUGCACUUGGGAUAGAUGCCGCGAGCCCAAGAUAUUCAAGCGCAAAGCCGACUGGGUGCGCCACGAGAAUGAAGGCCACCGCCACCUCGAGUGGUGGACAUGCGACGUCGAGGACUGCCGGCACACGUGCUACCGCCGAGACAACUUUUUGCAACAUCUCGUGCGUGAGCACAAAUUCAUAGAGCCCAAGAACAAGACCAAAGCUGCCAUCAAGCGAGCCGGCGCAGUCGAUCCGACGUGGCAGAGGGUUGAACAGUGCCGUCACGAAACAUCUAAAAAGCCGCAGGAAGAGCCUUGCCGAUUCUGUGGCAAGCAGUUCCCAACGUGGAAGAAGUUGACCGUUCACUUGGCCAAGCACAUGGAACAUUUGAGCCUGCCCAUUCUUCGGCUAGUUGCAGCCAAAGAGCUGGAACCAGAUACCAUAAUCAGUCCCGUGCAGGACCCUCCGCCAAGGGCCCCCUUCAGCGCACUAGAACCCUUGGAUGAAUCAACCAUCAAGAGUGAACCCUCCCAGAUGCGCAUUUUCACACACCCAUCAUCAUAUCAACCUCCGGUCAUGAUGCCCAGCAGCAACGGAGCGUAUCAGGACGGAAACCAGUUUGGAUAUGCAGGUGUCGCGAGCAACCCGCCGUUCCAGGACUACAUGUAUACUUCGCAGUUUCCGAACAACGGCCAGCCCAUGGCCCAGAACAUGAUGGGCGUGUUGCCCGUCGACGGAGGAGCUCGGGGAUUCACCCAGCAAUAUCACAACGUUAACGACAUGGGAAUGCCUGGCGCAUCGUACAUGGGAACCCAACAACAGUACAUGUCGGUGGCACAAGAUACCGAACCAUUUCCCGCAUUGGACCACAACGCUCUGGGGCUGCACCAGCCCAAUCCAAUGGGCGUAUCGAUGGGAUAUGAUGGGCUUGUGGAACCAGGCGCCGUCAAUGAGCAUCAGUACACCUCUCAGGGGUCGAUAUCGCCCUACUCACAUUCGCCCCUUCAAAGGGGUUCGGGUUUCUACCCGCCUCCUCAGUAAG
Colletotrichum destructivum is the source of this 4363-nucleotide messenger RNA. RefSeq names its product Putative Zinc finger C2H2-type. The transcript has a single exon. Lineage: Eukaryota; Fungi; Ascomycota; Sordariomycetes; Glomerellales; Glomerellaceae. The record is from RefSeq and is a predicted model, not a curated record. Bases 922 to 4362 code for a protein of 1146 amino acids.